Messenger RNA from Cephus cinctus (wheat stem sawfly), 2012 nucleotides. RefSeq names its product lysophospholipid acyltransferase 1 (gene oys). The transcript has 10 exons. Gene Ontology annotation, molecular function: acyltransferase activity. Gene Ontology annotation, biological process: lipid modification. The record is from RefSeq and is a predicted model, not a curated record. Lineage: Eukaryota; Metazoa; Arthropoda; Insecta; Hymenoptera; Cephidae. Bases 308 to 1858 code for a protein of 516 amino acids. Gene Ontology annotation, cellular component: membrane.
CAAGAAAUUCCAGGAAUAUUAAGUCUGUACUUGAUAAAUUAUACUUCGGGACUCUUAUUGACAUUGAUUAUUAUCAUUUUGUUAUUUGCGUUUGGCAUGAAUAUUAAUACGAAUAUUGCAUUAGUCGUUUAGAAGCCAGAGAAUUUUUUCUGUAGAGGAAUGAUACCGUUAUAAUCUGUCAUGUAAGAGCUGUCACUGUUAACCGACAUGGUGAAAUUAUUUAAUCAUUAGGUGCCGUUCAUUAGAAUGAGAAAAACAUUUGUUAUAUUGCUACAAGGAAUUCUUGUUCGACGACCUAAAAAUAACGAUGAAGCAGCGAAUCCAGACGCGUUUCUGCCUUCGUUGCAUUGCGUUGCGUCGCUUUGAUGAAUUUCUUGAUAACGCAAUUUGCUGCAUUGGGCCUGGCCAGUAUAUUGAGAACCUCACUAAGUCCCAACGUUGUUACACCUGCAAUUCGCCAUGCUUUUGGACUCAUCGUAGGUCUUGCCUUUGGAUACUUCUGUUUCGACAGGCAGUGCAUCUGGCUGGAUUACCAGCGCUAUGUUACAUUGUGAUGCGUACGCAAGACCCCAAAAUUAUGCAAAGGAUGGUACUUGCUGUUGCACUGUUCUACCUUUCCUGCAUACAUUUUCACCGUCAACUCUAUGAUUAUGGAUCCUAUACACUUGAUAUCACUGGACCUCUGAUGGUAAUCACACAAAAAGUAACUAGUCUGGCUUUCAACGUACACGACGGCUUUACACGUCGCGAUGACGAAUUAACACCAUCUCAACGUUACUAUGCCAUUCGGUAUGUUCUAUUUCCGUUUAAGACAUCAUCAUCGUUAAGGUUGUAUAUACCAGGCGCAACUCUUCUUCGUUUUAGAAAGCUACCAACGGCUUUGGAAUACUUCAGCUACGUCUUCCACUUCCAAGCACUGAUGGCGGGACCGAUUAUAUUCUAUAGAGAUUACAUAGAUUUCAUACACGGAAGUAAAAUACGUGGUGCAAAAUCUCUCACGGGUUACCAUGAUGAAAGAUCCGGUAUGGGGCAUGAAAUCAUUCUGGAGCCAUCACCAGGAUUGGUGGUGAUAAAAAAAGUAUUAGGGAGUUUGAUGUGUGCCAUUAUUUUUGUCAACUUGAUACCUUCGUUUCCUAUUCAACGAAUAAAAGAUGAUGAGUUUCUAGAGAAGAGUUCAUUCUUAUACAAAUUCUGGUAUUUGAUGAUAGCCACAAUGUUAGUGCGUUUUAAGUAUUAUCAUGCUUGGUUGUUUGCCGACGCUAUUUGCAAUGAGUCUGGUCUUGGGUUUAACGGAUAUGACGAGACUGGUAAACUAAAAUGGGAUCUCGUGUCAAACGUCGACGUUAUUAAGUUUGAGACAUCUCUUAGUCUUAAGGAUGCUAUCGAGCAGUGGAACAAAGGUACCAACCGUUGGCUCCGGAUGAUUGUCUAUGAGAGGGUCAAGAAAAAUGGGACGAUAUUAACCUAUGCGCUUUCUGCUAUUUGGCACGGUUUUUAUCCAGGAUACUACCUCACAUUUGCCAGUGGAGCAUUAUUUACCUUCGCUUCGCGCGCUGUGCGUCGCAACGUUCGACCUCUCUUCCUAGGCACAAGGACUGCCAAGUUCUUCUAUGACGUUUUGACUUUCAUCGCGACCAGAUUAGUCAUGGCUUACUGUACGUUUAGCUUUAUUCUCCUGGAGUUUAUGCCCAGUAUCAGACUGUACCUAUCUUUGUACCUGGUUCCCCAUAUAUUGGGAUUAGUCGCGCUGGUUGUUCUUCCACGAUUUAUGAAACUUUUCUCAAGUUCAAACCGUGGAAUGGAAACUCAUGGUGUUACUCAAGAGACUCCUAAUGGCCAUGCGCAUAAAAUUUAUUAAUGCAUAAUCGGAUAUUCGGAAUAUUGUCAGUUCCUCUUGUCCUAAAACGCGGCUAUUUUCGAUAUUUUUGAUAUAGUCGAAUAUUUUUAUAUAGACAAACAUAUUUUUCCAUGAAUACUUUUAAUAAAAAUAACCGUUAUUUAUCGUUGCAAUA